CAACUGACUCCUCAUUUUAUGAAAGCAAGCCAGAGAUCUCUCCUCCUCCUAGAACAAUGCUUCACCAUGACCCAGAUGAAGCAAAUUCAGUCUCACCUCGCCGUUUCCGGCACCCUCCUCGACCCUUACGCCGCCGGAAGAAUCGUCGCCUUCUGCGCCGUCCGCGACUUCUCGUACGCCCACAGGUUCUUUCAGCAUCUCCCUCAUUUGUGUCGAACUGCCUUCGUCUGCAACACCAUGAUCAAAGCUCUCGUGGAUGAAAAGGAACACGAGUCUGCUCUGGCUCUGUACAAGAGAAUGGUGACGGAUUAUGGCUUCUUGCCCAACAACUACACGCUCUCGUUCUUGCUCACUGCUUGCACUCAGCUCGGCGAUGUCUGCUCGGGCUCUAUUUACCACUGCCAAGCCAUCAGGCUGGGAUGGGAAUCCUAUGACUUUGUGCAGAAUGGAUUGAUCCAUCUGUACGUCACUUGCAAUGUUCUUGAAUCAGCUCGCAGAAUUUUUGACGCGAGUGUGAACCGAGACGUGGUUACCUGGACUGCUCUCAUUAAUGGGUGUGUGAAGUCUGACCAAGUCGAAGUCGCGCGCAAUCUAUUCGACGAAAUGCCGGACAAGAAUGCUGUUUCUUGGAGCGCGAUGAUCAAUGGGUACGUGCAGGCUGGCCUGUUUAGGGAGGCUUUAGAGCUUUUCAACGCCAUGCAGACUCUUUCCGGGCUUCGUCCGAGUCAUGCAGGGGUUGUGGGCGCGCUAACCGCCUGUGCCUUCCUUGGUGCUUUGGAUCAGGGAAGGUGGAUACACGCGUACGUGGACAGGACAAAGAUGAAGCUAGAUAGGAUAUUGGGCACUGCGCUUAUCGACAUGUACUCAAAAUGUGGUUGCGUCGACGCAGCUCGUCGUGUUUUUGAGGAGAUGGAGGAGAGAGAUGUGUUUGCCUUUACUUCCUUGAUUUCAUGCCUGGCGAAUCACGGUCACAGCAAGGAUGCAAUUGAGUUGUUCGGGCGGAUGCUGACUGAAGGAGUCGCGCCUAAUGAAGUUACUUUCAUAUGCGUGCUGAGCUCUUGCAGUCGGAUGGGUAUGGUCGACCACGGUUUGGAAAUAUUCAGGAGUAUGAGCAAGGAAUACGGGAUCGAGCCGGGAGUUCAGCAUUACGGGUGUUUGGUGGAUCUAUUAGGUCGAGCCGGGAUGCUGGAAGAGGCGAAGCAGGUAGUGAGAGGAAUGCCGAUGGAGCCCGACUCUUAUGUUCUCGGGGCAUUGCUCAACGGAUGCAGAGUUCAUGGUGAUGUGGAGUUGGGAAGAGAAUUGGUGGAAAGCAUAAUUCAGAGGAAGCUCGACCACGGCGGAGUUCAUGUUUUGCUUUCUAAUAUGUAUGCCUCGACAAGCCAGUGGGACGACGUUGUGAAAGUGAGGAAAGGGAUGGAGGAGAACAGGGUUAAGAAGGUGCCUGGCUGUAGUUCGAUCGAAGUGAAUGGCGAGGUCCGCGAGUUCGUUGUGGGAGACCGGUCCGUUGCGCUCGUUGAAGAGGUCGUACCAUUGUUAUGUUGGAUUGAGAAGCAUUUGAAGUCCCUUCGCCUGGAGGAGGAGGGCGGCGCGGGAGUUGCUGAAAAUUGUUUCUUUUAACAUGUGUGCCUCGGGUGCAUAAAUUCAACAAGAGUAGAGCCCAGGCGAUGGAUUUUGCCAUUCUAUUUCCUUUCAUUUUGUGCAUAUUGGCGACAUCGCUCUCCAUGUAUAUCGCCACCGUUGCUUAAAUUCAACUAAACUGAUCUAUCUCCAUUUGGAUAUUUCUUUGGGUAAAA
This is a messenger RNA of Rhodamnia argentea, 1793 nucleotides long. Its product is annotated as pentatricopeptide repeat-containing protein At5g66520-like. NCBI's taxonomy places the organism in Eukaryota, Viridiplantae, Streptophyta, Magnoliopsida, Myrtales, Myrtaceae. Gene Ontology annotation, biological process: RNA modification. The coding region runs from base 19 to 1617 and encodes 532 amino acids. Gene Ontology annotation, molecular function: RNA binding; protein binding. The record is from RefSeq and is a predicted model, not a curated record. The transcript has a single exon.